AUGACUGCACAGGAUCUUGUUCACUGUGCAUCGCAUGCAAGAAUGAAACUUGCUAAACAGAUUGGCCAUGGCAUGUCUGUAAAGUACUUAACUGGUUCGAAACAGCUGGUAACUCUCCUAAAUAGAAUGGGCUACAGUUCAUCCUAUGAUGAGAUAGAGCAAGUGGAGACCUGCUUGGCAAGUGAAAGCUUCGCGAAAGCAGAUGUUAGUGCUGUCAUAAUCCCAACUAACAUUAAUCCUUGUGCAUUCAUACAGAUGGCAGCUGAUAACGAGGACAUUAAUGAGGAAACAAUUAACAGCAAAAACAUGACUCGUGCAACAACCUUUGCGGUAUACCCACGCAAGCAGUAUGGCCCAAUGCCGGAAUGUUUAGUGCACAGUGAUUACUCUAAAAAGAAAAGAUCACUGGAUUCCACCCGACAUUUAGUUGUUCUAGAGGAUGCUAACAUGGGGGAAGACGUCCUGGUCUACCUGAAGUUAUCAGCUCCUGGUUCACUUGUGACUGCCAGUUCCUCUCCACCUGCAUGGAUGACCUCUAUUGGAUGCUACUAUGUCUUUCAGAUCCUUUCAUGGCUUGCAACCAGGUACAGUACCCAUAAGAGCAGAAAAUAUCACGAUGGAGUGGAUUCCACGCCAUUACACACCCUAGGAUCCCAGUAG
Porites lobata is the source of this 660-nucleotide messenger RNA. The record is from the annotation of a GenBank genome assembly. NCBI's taxonomy places the organism in Eukaryota, Metazoa, Cnidaria, Anthozoa, Scleractinia, Poritidae.